AUGCCAAUCAACCGGGCGCACUCUCAUCGUCGUCUCCUCCAGCACAACACACGGCUUCGGCGCGGGGCUCCAGCCACCCACCCAGCCAUUGCCGCCGCCCUGAAGAAGAAACUCUUCUCAUCCGGACUUCUGUUCGGCACCGAAUACGACUCGUUCAAGGGUCGUAUCGUUUCCGGUCUCUGGGGAAAAUCUAACAGCCCCAAACUGAAAACGUGCUGCCAUCACCGUGCGUGCGACCGCUCCCCGACCGUAAUGAUGCGUUUUUGGGCGAACGAUCGAGAUGGUUUAAUGGGAAAGGAUUCGAUUAUGUAA
Bursaphelenchus xylophilus (pine wood nematode) is the source of this 312-nucleotide messenger RNA. The record is from the annotation of a GenBank genome assembly. NCBI's taxonomy places the organism in Eukaryota, Metazoa, Nematoda, Chromadorea, Rhabditida, Aphelenchoididae.